CGCGAGCUGGUGAGGGGAGGCCUAUGCAAGUGCCGUAUAAGGCCCGGCCCGCCUGUGCUGUCAAAGUGAGGUUUUGUAGUUUCCUAUCCACCCUUUCCUUCUACCCACUUCCACCUUUAUCUUUAUGGUUCAUUUAUGCCAUUUCCCGGAACACCCAUGGUCAUAGCUCAAGAGCCUCGCAGCUCGUUUCCACCAUCCGUGCGGCCUCGUGAAUGUACCUGGAAUCCUGGCUCUUGGGUUCCCUUAUUCCCGCUCCUCGCCGCCGACACCCAAAAAGGCCGGCCUACCCAUCCGCCAGCUCGACUUGGGACUAACGCUGCCAGACUCGUCAGGCCCAGACGAGUCCGACGGCCACGUCCGUUUUCUCCGACCAAAGAAACUAGCUCUCGUGCAGCUUCGCAGAUCCGAUCUGCUGCUGUUCGACGAGUCUACCUAGGCGCGCAAUCGAGGAUUGACGUGCUGCCUGCCCGUCACCGCUCCUCGGCGCAUCUCGAAUCCCUCCAUUUGGUUGUGACUCGAGCUGCAUGACCUACUUUCUUGUCACUCCAUCACCCACAACCCAUCACGUUCAGACCACGCAACCACGAGAAAUUUUGACAGCCCAUUUUAAUUUUCGUAUCUCUUGCCUCGGUACCCGGAACAAACACAAGGAUUAUCUACCCAAGUAGUAGUAGUUAUUUAAGAUGCCUGGGCCUGUGCCCUUGGCGCUUGCGGCGUCAGCCGGCCUCGCUUACCUCAAUGCGAGGGCGGCUAUCUGGUACGACUUGAUGUUGGUGACGACCAUCGUACCCGUCGUGGCCGGCAUGCGCUACAACUGUUACACGGGCAAGCUGAACCUGUUCUACAAGCUCGAGGCUCGCGCCAAGGACUCGACCUCGGCGAACCGCACCUUCAUCCGCUUUGGCGACAACUCCCACACCUACGCCGAGGUGUACACGCUCGCCCUCCGCUAUGGCGAGUGGAUGCGGAAGAGCUUUGGCGUCAAGAAGGGCGAUGUCGUGGCCGUCGACUUCAUGAACUCGGACAAGUACAUCUUGUUAAUCUUCGGCCUCUGGGCCAUCGGCGCCAAGCCCGCCCUCAUCAACUACAACCUGAGGGACAAGCCUCUGCUGCACUGCGUCUCGGCGGCCAAGACGGCCCUCUGUAUCGUCGACCCUGCAGUCGCCGAUGCGCUCACGGACGAGCUUCGUCGCGCUCUUCCGGACACGCGCUUCGAGGUGUUCGGCCCGGAGCUGGAAGCCGAGGCCAACGCCGCUGAGCCCGUGCGUCUCCCGGAUGAGGUCCGGCACGAGACCGAGGGCGAGGCCGCCAUGGGACUCCUUAUCUACACAUCGGGCACCACCGGUCUCCCCAAGGCGGCCGUAGUUGGUUGGGCGAAGAUGACUGUUGCCGGAGGGUUUACGGGAGGCCUCCUCAACAUGAAAGUGACGGACGUGUACUACACGUGCAUGCCCCUCUAUCACUCCACCGCCAUAAUCAUGGGCCUGUCUCCGGUGCUUACCCGAGGCGCGACUCUGGCUAUCGGACGCAAGUUCUCCGUGUCCCACUUUUGGGACGAUGUGCGCCACUUGGAAGCCACCAUGAUCCAGUACGUCGGCGAGACGUGCCGGUACCUUUUGACCGCGCCCAAGCAGCACGACCCGGCCACGGGCCAGGACAUGGACAGGGUCCACAAGGUCCGCGUCGCCCACGGCAACGGGCUGCGGCCCGACGUCUGGAAGAUGUUCAAGGAGCGGUUCGGGAUCGAGACCAUUGUCGAGUUCUACGGCGCCACCGAGGGCUCCUUCGCGACCUACAACAUCAGCAAGAACGACUUCUCCCUGGGCGCGGUCGGGCGCAAUGGAUGGAUCUACCGGCUCCUGAUGUGGUCGGCCAUCGCCUUUGUGGAGGUGGACUUUGACACGGACCAGCCGUGGCGCGACCCCAAGACGGGCUUCUGCCGGCGCACGAGCGCGGGCGACCCGGGCGAAUUCCUGCUCAAGGUCCCUCCCGGCGACGACAUGGCGCAGCGGUUCCAGGGCUACUACGGCGACGCCAAGGCGACCGAGUCCAAGAUCCUGCGCGACGCCUUCUCCAAGGGGGACGCGUGGCUGCGGACGGGCGACGUGAUGCGCUUCGACGCCGACGGCCUCCUCUUCUUCCACGAUCGCAUCGGCGACACGUUCCGCUGGAAGAGCGAGAACGUGUCGACGCAGGAGGUGGCCGUCGCGCUGGGCCACCACGACGCCGUGCGCGAGGCCAACGUCUACGGCGUGAGCGUGCCGCACGCCGAGGGCCGGGCCGGCUGCGCGGCGCUGAUUAUGGACGGCGGCGGCGGCGGCGGCGGCGGCGGCGUGGCGCCCGAGGUGCUGAGAGACCUCGCCGAGUACGCGGGCCGCUCCCUGCCCAAGUUCGCCGUCCCCGUGUUCCUGCGGAUCGUGGGCGAGAUGCAGUCCACCGGCACCAACAAACAGCAGAAGCACGGAAUGCGCGAGGAGGGCGUAGACCCGGCCAAGACGGGCGGCGACCAGAUCUACUGGCUGAGGGACGGCACGUACGUGCCCUUCACGCCCGCGGACUGGGCGAAGCUGAGCAAGGGCGAUGUGAGGCUCUGA
Molecule: messenger RNA, 2594 nt
Organism: Gaeumannomyces tritici R3-111a-1
Lineage: Eukaryota; Fungi; Ascomycota; Sordariomycetes; Magnaporthales; Magnaporthaceae
Product: fatty acid transporter
Exons: 3
Coding region: 684-2594 (636 amino acids)
Molecular function (GO): long-chain fatty acid-CoA ligase activity; long-chain fatty acid transmembrane transporter activity
Source: RefSeq, a predicted model, not a curated record